Molecule: messenger RNA, 506 nt
Organism: Pseudonaja textilis
Lineage: Eukaryota; Metazoa; Chordata; Lepidosauria; Squamata; Elapidae
Source: RefSeq, a predicted model, not a curated record
CGUAGAGCCAAGUGACAUGUCGGUUUCCCCAUCUGAUUUCCAUCUCUCUGCAGCCUGCCCUGGGGGUACCGAGAAGCCUUGCAGUGGAUACGGGCAAUGUGAUGGUGAAGGAACACGUGGAGGCACCGGUCUUUGCAUGUGUCAGACUGGCUACGGUGGUCCCUUUUGUUCAGAGUGUGGAGAUGGCUACUAUGAAGCUGCUCGCAAUGACAGCCACCUGGUAUGUGCGGAGUGCUACCGGGCCUGUGGGCGCUGUUCAGGCCCCGAGGAUACCAGCUGUCUGCGCUGCAAGAGAGGCUGGAUGCUGCACAACCAACGAUGCAUCGACAUAGAUGAAUGUGGCACUGACAUGGCACACUGUCGCAACAACCAGUUUUGUGUCAAUACCGAAGGCUCCUAUGAAUGCCAAGAUUGUGCCAAAGCUUGUAUUGGCUGCAUGGGCGCUGGGCCUUCUCGCUGCAAGAAAUGCAACAAGGGCUAUCAGAGAGAUGGUGUAAAAUGCCUUG